AAAGAAAUUUUGAUGGUGUCGUCUGACCUGUUUCUAAUACCCUAAGGUGAUCAAAAAGCUUGCAAGGGCUUGACUGUCUCAGUGCUUUUACUUUCUUUUAUAGCGACUCUAAUCUCAGUGUCUCGACAAAAGCAUUAAAGAACCUGCAAUCAGUGGAGAACAAGAGACUCUUUCAAAGGGUAUUUUAGAGAAGUUUAUUUCCAAAUAGCUAGCAGAGUUUGUCUGAUUUUCCUAUUUACGUUUGAGUCCAUCAUUCGGGAAAGAAGUCUUCAAAGUGAAGUUUGCUGGUGCUCGAAAACAGUGAAAAUGGAUUCACUCUCUGCAAAGGAAAUGUCGUGUCCAAUUUGCUGUGAAAUCUUCAAGGCUCCCGUUCUUCUGUCAUGUAGUCACAGUUUCUGUAAAGAGUGUCUUCAACAGUUUUGGAGUAGCAGGAACACUAGGGAGUGUCCAGUCUGCAGGAGAAGGUCGUCACGAGAUGAUCCUCCAUGUAAUCUUGUGUUAAGAAACUUGUGCGAGUCCUUCGUGAAGAGGAGAAAUGAGAAGGGUUCAUCUGCAGGGUCCGAGGAGGUCUGCAGUUUACACAGUGAGAAACUCAAACUCUUCUGUCUGGAUGACAAACAGCCUGUGUGUUUAGUGUGUAGAGAUUCACAUAAACAUGUCAAGCACACAUUCAGACCCAUCAGUGAAGUUGUUUCAUCUUAUAAGGAGGAGCUGAGGUUAUUACAAGAGAAACUUAAACACAUGGAGAAAAUUAAAGGGGAGUGUGUGAAAACAAUUCAACACAUCAAGAGUCCAGAGCUCACAGCCGGAUACACACAUGGCAUCUGGAGCUUUGAUUCAUGUGGCGCGUUACUUAGGCAACCUGCCGUUCAGAGUCUGGAAGAAGGCGCAAAACAUUGUCCAAAACAUAUCCACAUCGGCACAGUGUCUCUGACAGUUGCUCACUCUCCUCAAACAUUGUGUUCAUCCACGCUGUGCCGUGUCAAGGCUCCUGUGAUUCUGGAUCCAAAUACAGCUCAUCCAGAUCUCCUCUUGUCUGAUGAUCUGACCAGUCUGAGAUGCAGUUCAAACAGUCAAACACUUCCUGACAAUCCAGAGAGAUUCGACGAGCAUUCCUGCGUUCUGGGUUCAGAGGGGUUUGACUCGGGGACACACUGCUGGGACGUGGAGGUUAAAGAGAGCUCGUCCUGGGCUCUGGGAGUAACUGCGGCAUCGAACCAGAGGAAGGGAUGCGAUUUCUUUGACACUGGUGUGUGGAGUGUGCAGUACAGACUGUUCGAAGAGUCUGGUUUUCCUGUGGAACAGAAGCUUGAGCGGGUGAGAGUUCAGCUGGACUUUGAAAGAGGAACGGUUUCAUUCUCCGAUUCUCUAUCUAACACACAUCUACACACGUUCACCACCAGCUUCACUGAGACCGUCUUCCCAUUCUUCUAUAGCUUUUCCCAUCUGAGGAUCUUACAGUUAAAUUGUUUGUAAAAGUUAUUGCUGUACAUCCACAGUUGACAGAAAUAAGACCGGUUUAGUAAUAUUUCCAUUAAAGGAGUAGUUCACUUAAAAAAAAAA
Molecule: messenger RNA, 1563 nt
Organism: Pimephales promelas (fathead minnow)
Lineage: Eukaryota; Metazoa; Chordata; Actinopteri; Cypriniformes; Leuciscidae
Source: RefSeq, a predicted model, not a curated record